This is a messenger RNA of Mesorhabditis belari, 897 nucleotides long. Lineage: Eukaryota; Metazoa; Nematoda; Chromadorea; Rhabditida; Rhabditidae. The record is from the annotation of a GenBank genome assembly.
AUGAAUGACUUACUUUUUUCAAAGUUGAACGAUUUUUUGAGGACAAUGCGAUGGCUGGGUUUUCUGUUUCUUUCUACAACUCUUGCCGAAAUGAACACGACAAAGUCAAAUGUUGAUCCGGAGUGGGCAAAGAAAAGGUUUUGGCUUGGAUCAAUUCAUGGUAUUUUAAUGGUUGUCGCUUGGAUUUUUCUCAUUCCAAAAGCCACAAUAGCGGCAAGAUAUCUUCGAAAUCAUUCCUCGCGCAACAGUGUUUUCAAAUUGCCGAAUUGGUUCCAAUUACAUCGAAAUUCGAAUUACGCAGCGGUGAUCUUGUCACUAGUUUCUAUUGGCUUUAUUUUGUAUGCACAAGGAUUUCGCUGGACGGGUCCAUGGUUCGGCAGAAACUUUUUCUCACCAGGCGUUCUGCACAGCUUUCUGGGUGCCAUCUCGAUUUCCCUGGCCACUCUUCAGCCGAUAAUGGCCUAUUUUCGUCCAAAACCCGCGACACAAAAGCGUUUUUUAUUCAAUUUACUGCAUCGCUGUUGUGGGAUUACUUCGCUGGCGUUUGCAAUGGGUGCCAUGUUUCUGGUGGCUCAAAAGUUCGGUAAACGUUUCCAUCGACCGGAUCUCGUUUGGUUCUUUUGGUUGAUUUUUCUCUUCAUCAUCGCUAUUUGUGUUGUCAUUUUAGAGAUUCUUUUCCGAAUGACAACAUCUCCAAUGAGAAUCGGUUCUGAUAUGGAGCUGAGUGAAAACAAAAAACAGAUCUACGAUUCAACUGAUGCUGAAGAGAAAAGGAAAAAGUUAUUGAAAGAAAAAGAAGAUUGGUUGAUGUGGACGAGCUCGUUGAUAUUUGUUCUUUUCACAAUAAUCACCUUUGGAAUAACUGUGAUUAUCAUUAUCAAUAUGCUAUUGAAAUUU